AUGGGGCCACCAUAUGCGGUCUUCCCUCUCGUCAACCUUAGGAGCAACCUCCUCAUGGGAUAUAAUAUAUUUAUUGCUUUCCUAUACUUCCCCGGUUAUGCCCUUGCCGCAUGUGUAGGCUCUGCUUGCGACCCAGCGGGAGGAUGGGAUGAUUUCGCCAAUAACCUUGGGAGCGAUUUGGCACCAUUACUCGCGCUCUUCGGCGAACAAGUCACCAAGCAGUACAUGAGUGAGGCGUUGAGUUGGGUUGAUAAUCUAAUAUUUUGUCUUGCUUCUUUAGGUGUCAUCACCGCUAUAGUGUCCGCGAUCCGUGUUGGAGGCAGCCCGAAAUUGAGGUCGCUGGUUGGCAGAGCAAAGGAAAGUCAUGGUCAGGUGGAGGCCGAUUUGAUGUCCUCCACAUCUUCAGACGUCUGCGAGCUAUGGAAUGGUGAAGGCGUCGUUAGGGUUCUUGGCCGCCCAGUACUAUUGCAAUUGGUUUACGAAAAGUCAAGUGGGGGUGGUUCGGAGCCGGGUGUUGGGAAUCAAUCGAAAAUCUACACCUUCCAGGAUGCAAUCUCUAGAGGCCGAUACAAUGAGAAGGGGAAAGACACCCAGGGCACUGAGAAGCCUAGCAGACCUCUCGAUCCAGAGAUCGAAGAAUACCGAAAACGUCAAAAUCCCCCCAAUCUUUCACUGAACGUCAGCAUGGUACCUGUACCAAAAUGGGUUUUAAUCCUUUUCAUUGUAAUUGGGGUUAUUGUUCAGGGUGGCGUUCUUGUGUAUGCCGCAAUUACUCAGUAUAUUUUAAAGUUAGAAAAGAACGAUGCCCCGCCGAUAGGUUAUGGUUUCCCGCUCUUUCUAGCAGGCACAGUAGUGCUUGCCAUUGGAAUGUUUCUGUGCGCGCAGGUUGUGGAGUUGAGCACUGAAGAAAAGACUUGGGUCCCAGCCGAAAAUGCUGAUACAGAUACAUAUAGCAUGAUCUGGCUCUAA
This is a messenger RNA of Morchella importuna, 969 nucleotides long. RefSeq lists its product as uncharacterized. Lineage: Eukaryota; Fungi; Ascomycota; Pezizomycetes; Pezizales; Morchellaceae. The coding region runs from base 1 to 969 and encodes 322 amino acids. The record is from RefSeq and is a predicted model, not a curated record. The transcript has a single exon.